GCAAACACCCAUUUUCUCGAACCUCCCGCUUCGUCUCAGCCCUGAUGUAGGAUCCGUACCAAUGGCGUUACCCUUCGAAACUGUUAUCACCUCCUCCAGAGAUGACCUUUCCAAGAGAGCUCGCAAGCCUUACACCAUCACCAAGUGUAGAGAGAGCUGGACCGAGCCAGAGCACGAUAAGUUCCUCGAAGCUAUUCAACUGUAUAUUCUCCGCUUUCUUUCUGCUCUUCUUCUUCUUCAUGAUUUUCUCUUCGUUGUUCAAUUUGAAAAUUUGUCGAUGUUGACAACGUUUCCUGUUUGGAAUUGUGUGCUGAUUCCGGCAUGCUUUUUUAUUUGAGGUUUCCGAAUUGGAGGAUUGUGAGCUUUGAUCGCGACUGGAAGAAGAUUGAGGCUUUUGUUGGAUCGAAGACUGUCAUUCAGAUACGCAGUCAUGCUCAGAAGUACUUCCUGAAAGUUGAAAAGAGUGGGACGGGCGAACACUUGCCUCCUCCACGACCAAAGAGGAAAGCUGCCCAUCCAUAUCCUCAAAAAUCUUCGAAAAAUGGUGUAGCACUAGUGACGGAGCCAUUCCAAUCUUCUUCUGUUGAACCGAAAUAUAAUAUAAAGCCAGAUUCCUCUUCUACUCCAGCCAGUUUCAUUUCUGCUACUGCCAUGUCAUCUAGGGCAGAUAACUCUAUCCAGACAGUCAAUUUCUCUCAAGGUGCAGGAGGUUUGAAUUGUGAAAUCACAAAGCAAGUAAUAGAAAACAAUUGUAGUAGCAGCACAGACCGCACUACAAGAGCACGCUUUCCAACCAAGUCAAGCAUCGAGGAACAUAACAGCCUUCAGUUGAGAGUACUGCCAGAUUUUGGUCAAGUCUACAACUUCAUUGGCAGUGUGUUCGACCCGAAAGCCUCAAAUCAUUUGAAGAGGUUAGAACAGAUGGACCAAAUAGACGUUGAAACCGUGCUGUUGCUGAUGAGGAACCUAGCCAUUAAUCUCACCAGCUCUGACUUUGAGGACCAUAAAAGGGUACUCUCAUCGUAUGAUGGUUUCAUGGAACAUGGUUAGAAAUAUAAGAAAGCUUAAAAGUUUCGCUCGUUGGAGAAAAAGAUGGAAAUGGCAGCUGUCAAUACCUAGCUAGUUUUCACCCAAUCAUACCUAAUUGAGCUUCCUCAAUAUUAUUGCACUAGAUAGCCAGUCUUGUAUUAAUAUUGUAUAUUCACCUACCAUCACUUCUCAGUGUAAAAGAGAAUUGAAAAACGUUCUCUAAAUAACUCUACUUUCCAUAAAUUUACUUUCCACUCAUGAUGUCACACCUUGUCCCUUCUAUGACUCCUACUCCUAACCUAGUCCAAAAGAGAGUGAGGAGUGCCAAUACAUCGUCAUAUUUUGACAACAGUUUCCAUCUAACUAAGCUGGACUUAGCCAGAGUUUACACAUGAGCUGAUGUACAGGCCUAAGUUUUGACAUGAAAAUUAUGAUACUCAUUAUAAGAGAUGAUCUAGUGUUUGCCUA
Cucumis sativus (cucumber) is the source of this 1497-nucleotide messenger RNA. RefSeq names its product protein REVEILLE 6. Bases 322 to 1050 code for a protein of 242 amino acids. Lineage: Eukaryota; Viridiplantae; Streptophyta; Magnoliopsida; Cucurbitales; Cucurbitaceae. The transcript has 8 exons. Gene Ontology annotation, molecular function: DNA binding. The record is from RefSeq and is a predicted model, not a curated record.